Molecule: messenger RNA, 711 nt
Organism: Penicillium alfredii
Lineage: Eukaryota; Fungi; Ascomycota; Eurotiomycetes; Eurotiales; Aspergillaceae
Gene: isa1
Product: Fe-binding Fe/S cluster assembly protein ISA1
Exons: 2
Coding region: 1-711 (236 amino acids)
Biological process (GO): iron-sulfur cluster assembly
Cellular component (GO): mitochondrion; cytoplasm
Molecular function (GO): 2 iron, 2 sulfur cluster binding
Source: RefSeq, a predicted model, not a curated record
AUGAGUUUCUCCAGCGCCAUGCAGCGCCCGGUGACAUCAUCCGCCACACUUCUCCGAUGGGUGAAGCCCUCGGCGGGACAGCGUCUGCGGACUUUCUCUUCCUACGGCAACACCCAUCUCUCGUCCAAGCGUGACAUGCAGACUGCAACUGCCUACCAUCCCCAUACGCUCCCGUCCUCAUUUCCGCCACCACGCAGCGCCGGCGGCCCUGACAGCUCCAUCUCGGCCGAUUUCCCGCCCGCUCCGGAGGCCAAGUCACCGCAAAAUGCAUCCCAAACAGAACCCUCCUCCAAUAUGAACGCGCGGGAGAAUGAGGCACAAAAGUCACAGGCCGCGUCGCCCGCUCCCAAGCCUUCCCCGAAGCCCCGUCGGCCCUUGCGGCCAAGAAAAGCCGCCAUGAAAGUUACACCUGUUGCAAUCGAACAACUGCACAAGUUGAUGGCGCAGCCCGAACCAAAGUUCAUUCGGGUGGGUGUGAAGAACCGUGGCUGCUCCGGCCUCGCGUACCACCUGGAGUAUGUGGAGAAGCCGGCCAAGUUUGAUGAGGUGGUAGAGCAGGACGGUGUGAAGGUCUUGAUCGACAGCAAGGCCCUUUUCAGUAUCAUCGGCAGUGAAAUGGACUGGCAGGAGGAUAAGUUAAGCCGGCGGUUUGUUUUCCGCAACCCCAACAUCAAGGAACAAUGUGGGUGCGGUGAAUCUUUCAUGGUUUAA